Motacilla alba alba is the source of this 1050-nucleotide messenger RNA. It is a transcript of the gene PMF1, whose product is annotated as polyamine modulated factor 1. The transcript has 5 exons. Gene Ontology annotation, biological process: chromosome segregation. The record is from RefSeq and is a predicted model, not a curated record. The coding region runs from base 270 to 881 and encodes 203 amino acids. Gene Ontology annotation, cellular component: MIS12/MIND type complex. Lineage: Eukaryota; Metazoa; Chordata; Aves; Passeriformes; Motacillidae.
UUUCCCCGGCGCCUUGGGGAGAGCAGGACGCUUUGUCGCGCUGCCUCGCCUCGCGGCCGGGCGCAGCCCCGCUCCGGGAGGCGGCAGUUUUUUAGCGCGUUCUUUUUGUCACGGUUUGGUUCGGAGCGGGAGCGGCCCCGCCGCGCGUUUUUCCCGCGCUCCGUUCCCGCGCGAUUUUCCCGCGCGUUCUUCCCGCGCUGGCGGCCGGCGGGGGCGGGGCCUGACGCCCCGGCCAAUGAGCGGCGGCGGCGGCGCGCGCGCGCCGGGCCAUGGCGGCGGCGGGCGGUGAUGGCGGCCCGGGCGGGGCUGAGGGCGGCGGGGCCGAUGGCGGGGACGGCCCGGCCCCGGAGGCGGCCCCGGGGCGCGCCCAGGUGUUCAGCACCGUGGUGGACACGUUCCUGCAGAAACUGGUGGCCGCCGGGAGCUACCAGAGGUUUGUCAGCUGCUACCGCUGCUUCUACAAGCUGCAGCCGCAGCUGACCCGGAGCAUCUACGAGCAGUUCAUCUCCCAGCUCCAGGCGUCCAUAAAGGAGGAGAUCCAGGAGGUGAAGAAUGAAGGGAAUCUGGAGGGGCUCUUCAGUGCACUGGAUAAGAUCGUGGAGGAGGCAAAGGACCGGGAAGAGCCAGCGUGGCGGCCCAGCGGGGUCCCGGCGCGGGACGUGCGCGGCGCCCUGGCGCCCUUCCUGCUGCGGCACCGCGCCCACCUGCGCCGGGCGCUGCAGGAGCGGCAGCGGCGCAGCGCCAGCCUGGCUGAGGCCGUGCUCGCGGGGAGGCAGAGGAUCGAGGAGCUGCAGCAGCUGAUCCAGGAUCGCCAGCAGGCCUGGCAGGCCAUCAGUAAGGAGCAACAAGAACUCGUCAUGACAUUCCAGGAGCCCCAGUGAGGCCGCAGGAUGUCCCGCAGGCUCUGCUGAGAGUUCAUCGUCCCAGAGCACCGAGGGGACAAGGUGUGUGCAGAAGCCAAACUGAGAGUCACCCCAUCGGGCCACUGGAGGCUGCAGAGGGACUGAGACAGCUGCUGGACUGGCACAGUUUGAUUAAAAAAAAAAAAAA